AUGCUACCACAAAAGCUAAGACAGAAUCCAAUUAUGCAACACUCUCUCUACCAUCACCCAGCUCUUAUCACUCCUCCUCAGAUAGAGCCUAUCUUGAGUGGAAAUCUGCCUCCUGGCUUUGAUUCGAGUACAUGCCGCAGUGUUUAUGUAGGCAACAUUCAUCCUCAGGUUUCAGAACCACUUCUUCAAGAGCUUUUUUCAAGUGCUGGCGCGCUUGAAGGUUGCAAGCUUAUUCGAAAAGAGAAGUCAUCAUAUGGAUUCGUCGACUACUUUGAUCGCAGUUCAGCUGCUAUUGCUAUUGUUACUCUCAACGGAAGGAAUAUUUUUGGACAGGCUAUUAAAGUUAACUGGGCUUAUGCUCGUGGCCAGAGAGAAGACACUUCAGGACACUUUCAUAUUUUUGUUGGUGACCUUAGUCCCGAGGUUACAGAUGCAACUCUGUAUGCUUGCUUCUCUGUGUAUUCUAGUUGCUCAGAUGCAAGGGUAAUGUGGGAUCAGAAGACAGGCCGAUCCAGGGGAUUUGGAUUUGUUUCUUUUCGAAAUCAGCAGGAAGCCCAAAGUGCCAUAAACGAGUUAACUGGUAAAUGGCUUGGCAGUAGACAAAUUCGUUGUAACUGGGCCACAAAAGGAGCUAAUACCAAUGAUGAAAAUCAGAGUUCAGAUUGCAAAGCUGUUGUGGAGUUAACUAGUGGAGUUUCUGGGGAGAUCACAGAAGAACGGCAAGAAAUUACCGGUGAUGAUGGUCCUGAGAAGAAUCCCCAAUACACCACUGUUUAUGUUGGCAAUCUUGCUCCAGAGGUUACUUCUGUCGAUCUCCAUCAUCAUUUUCAUGCCCUCGGUGUUGGAACUAUUGAAGAUGUUAGGGUGCAACGGGAUAAAGGUUUUGGGUUUGUGAGAUACAGUACCCAUGGUGAAGCAGCUCUUGCUAUACAGAUGGGUAAUGCUCGGUUUCUGUUCGGUAAACCUAUCAAGUGCUCAUGGGGUAGCAAGCCAACUCCUCCAGGAACAGCCUCUACUCCUCUUCCCCCACCAGCUUCUCCGCAUGUACCAGUGCCAGGUUUUUCACUUGCCGGUCUUGCAGCGUAUGAACGCCAGAUGGCUUUGAGCAAAAUGAAUGGUGCACACCCCCUUCUGCAACAGCAAAACCAGCAUGCCCUAAAGCAUGCAGCCAUGGGAAUGGGUGCCCUUGGAGCUGGGUAUGGUGCAGGAUUCCCUAAUGUUACCGCCGCCCAGAACCUUAUGUACUAUCAGUAA
Messenger RNA from Lathyrus sativus (Indian pea), 1254 nucleotides. The record is from the annotation of a GenBank genome assembly. NCBI's taxonomy places the organism in Eukaryota, Viridiplantae, Streptophyta, Magnoliopsida, Fabales, Fabaceae.